Gryllus bimaculatus (two-spotted cricket) is the source of this 888-nucleotide messenger RNA. Lineage: Eukaryota; Metazoa; Arthropoda; Insecta; Orthoptera; Gryllidae. The record is from the annotation of a GenBank genome assembly.
UCCCGUGAUGUAUUCGACCACGUGAGUCGUUCCACUUCAAUUUUUACUGUUCAUGGUCGAAGGCCUGGACAGCCAGUCACCAAUGCUUUGGUGGAUGCUUGCUACACUCCAAAGGGUAUGGUGACAGAGCCACUUCGUUUUCCUAACUUAGUGACAGGAUUUGAUCGCAAUCCAGAUCAUGCAGCUCGAACAGCCCUAUAUACUCGUUAUACCCCAUAUGAAUGGACCCAGAAUAUCAUCAGCCAUUUUAAUGAGGCAGACACCAGCAGAAAUUAUUCAGAAAGACACAGAAAUGAUGCUAUGAGAGUAAUAAGAGAAACAGAAGAGAAAACAGCUUCAGGACAGCGAGAAUCAGGACGGCGAUUGGGUGAACGUUUAACUGAUACAACAUUUUGGCGAAAUGAAUUAGCUACAGAAUUAGAACGACUUUUGGGAGAAACAAAUUUAUUGCAAGACAAGAGAAGAGAUCUAGAGAAAGCUAUUCAAGACAUAGAAGGCCCUAUGCAUAUUGCAAAAGAGUGUUUGUAUCAAAGAGAAAACAGAAUAGGAAUUGACUUGGUUCAUGAUCAAGCAGAACAAGCGUUAUUGAAAGAAGUUGACACAUUUCGAAAUUGCCAAGAACGUCUCCGGAGUUUGCAUGAAAGAGCCCUGGCCCAGCUGAGGAACAACCGUGCUGCACAACAUGAUUUGGAAAGAGAUGUUAAAUCAAAAGAAUCAGCUUUAGGCAUUGACAGUGUACAGCAAGAAAUCUUUGACGUAGAGAAAAACAUAGAGCUGCUGCGUAAAGCCAUUCAAGACAAAAGUAAUCCUUUGAAAGUUGCCCAAACACGUCUAGAAACACGAGCUCACAGAAGAGACGUUGAAUUAUGUCGUGACGGACCUCAAGCA